This is a messenger RNA of Tricharina praecox, 219 nucleotides long. RefSeq names its product DnaJ domain-containing protein. The annotation marks the transcript as partial. NCBI's taxonomy places the organism in Eukaryota, Fungi, Ascomycota, Pezizomycetes, Pezizales, Pyronemataceae. The record is from RefSeq and is a predicted model, not a curated record. The transcript has a single exon.
AUGGCGGUCGGCUCAGCACUCGAUCCUUAUGCGGCCCUCGGAGUUCCACACGACGCCGCGCCCGCCGCGCUUCGAUCCGCAUACAAGAAACUAAUGCUGCAAUGUCACCCCGACAAGGUCCGCGACGAGGCCCAGCGAGCCGAGAAAGCCACGCAGUUCCAGAAAGUGCAGGAGGCCUACGAACUACUCAUCGAUCCCCGCCGGAGACGCAAGUACGAC